GCCUAUCCAGCUGGCAUAACUCUCGAACUAAAUCUGUUCUAGCGCCCAGGUUGUAUUGGCAGGGACUAAAUCUGUUCUAACGCCGACCCGCCAGGGGUUAAAUGGCGGCACGGCUACGACUAAGGUGCCACCAGAAAUCACCAGAAGCUUCAACCUAGCGAAAAGAUCAUGUCUCAUUUGCCCGUAGCGUUGUCGCUCGCUCCGGUGGAGCUGCGCGGGAGGUCCUCAGCAUCUCUUUCGCGUGGUCUGCGGAAACAAGGAACAAAUGGGACGAGUACAACCGGACGGAACACCGGAGCAGGAUUAUGCCUUGUUUGUGCUCUUGGUCGUGUCCUCUUCCACUUCUUGCGUUGGCCAACACGAACAACUUGGAUUGUGCACCUUCUGUUCUUGUUCUUGAAAAAAACUCCGGUACACCACGCCUUCGUACGCCACGACGAGACUGCUGUUACAACUACACGAGGAUCUAGUACCAGUCGUGAGGAGGACCGCGAUGUUGACAUCAAAGAGGAGGCUCUCGUGGUCCUUGCACCGAACCAAGAUCAACAAGUUCAAGAACUGGAUGGUACGGAAAUCAAGAACUUCGCGGGUGGUCAUCAUGCUCCGACGGUGGAUGCUAAGGAUCAUUCAAGAAGUAGACAACUCGGAUCAACAUCUUCUGGAUCGAGUUUCAUCCUAACGACAAUGGAAGUGAAACCGGCUGGCGCGGCGCCGGCGGGAGAUGAGCAGGACGAGCAAGGAGGUUUAUUUGAUGAGCUCUUGCGCCCAGCAGAUGAAGAUGUCCUCCAUCCUCAAGGCGGACUACAAGUGAAAGCAGAAAUCUCUACAGGUAAAAAUAAAAAGCCGGCGACGCAAACAAAUCUUCGCGGGCGUCGUAGUCAGCGCAGGGUUAGUAGUAGGGCGAAGGCGCCGGCGAAAAGCGCGGACAUGGCUGUUUCUGCAUCAUCUGGCUCGACGUCUGGUUCGACGAGGACGGAGCCUCCGUCUGCUGAUUUGGGAGCAAAGAGCGAAAAACAGGAAGAAGAAAUCUCUUCAUCUGGUGUUUUGUCCCUGCUGCCGAGCUGGAUGGUGAAUUUGCCAGACACCUUGCGUGACACGACAGAUAGCGUGCGGAAAACGACGGAUAGCGUGCGCAGAACGGCAAGAUUAUGGAUUGCAAAAACGUCUGGGUGUGGAAGAAUGCAACUUGUGAUGCUGCAUUUGGAUAUCUAAAAAAUUUGUGUUGCAUGAGCAGCAAGAGGAAUCUAAUUUUUGCUACGCGGAGAGGGCAUUUGUCAUGCGGAAUAGGCAUCAAGAAUCCCUCAAAAAACCUGUGAUGCUAGGGCAUGCGUCACAGAUCGAUCAUGGCUCAUGCAAACCGUGCAUGACAAGUCUCAGAAUCUUCCGGACCCAGCAGAUGACAUUUUUGCAUUUGAUAAA
This is a messenger RNA of Amoebophrya sp. A120, 1419 nucleotides long. The record is from the annotation of a GenBank genome assembly. Lineage: Eukaryota; Dinophyceae; Syndiniales; Amoebophryaceae.